UGUCAGGUCACAAAAAAAAGAAAUGACUACGGCCGCUGGCUGACAUUCACACAUCCGCGCCUCGUAGACAACCUCUGGUACUCCGCCUUCUCCACGCUCUGACUUUUGUAUGACCGCCAGUGAAGACGGAAACACGGUGGUUGUGUACGGUGGAAGGAUCGACCUCAACACAACCCACAAUCCGCCGACCAACUUUACGGGAACAUUUUACACAUUAGAUAUUACCACAGGCAAAUGGAGCCAGGGACCUGAUGGGGGUGUUCGUCUUUACAUGGCCUGCACAAUUGUUGGAAACCAGUUUGUGGCAUGGGGAGGAAGUGGGGGCAGUAGCACCAUCGUGGGUCCGCCUGUGGUCUUUGAUUUGAGUCUGCGUAAAUGGGUCGAGUCCUACACUGCCCCGGCCUACUACCUAAGCACAUCAAUAUCCGCCACUACCAGUGGCCUAGUACCCACAGGAGCGGUCUCAAGUCUCCCUGAUGGGUCAAAGGAUUCAUCGUCCUCAAGCAAUCUAGGAGCUAUUCUCGGAGGCGUGUUCGGAGGCCUACUCGUGAUAGCACUCUCCGGCUUAAUUUAUCUGUACUUGAAGCGCAAAGAGGAUAGAGUCCGGUAUGGGCCCCCUUCGAACCAGCAGAGCGCGGGAAGCUCGGAAAAGGCCGACGAACCAGCGUCUACAUUGCAGUCCCAAUAUUCGAACGGCCCUGCGUCAAUGAACCCACAGCAUGUCCAAUUUCUGCGCGAUCCUCAGGAUACUUCAAGCUUUGCCCAGGGGCCACCCGGUCAAGUCAUCUUUUCUUCGCCUAUCGACUCAGAGCUGGAAUAUUGUGUGAGUCGUAAGGAGGCCAUACCCUCUCCUAUGUUCUCGUCGGCGCUUGGCACCGCACAGCCGCCAACACCGAUUGUUUACGUCCCGCAGACAUCAUACAUACCCGUGACAGCCACUGGGGCCCCUCUUGGUGUUUUCCCUCCGGCCCCAUACACGCCAACUCAGGACUCAUCCAUGAUGGCUCCGAACAGCGAUAUCUACCGUGUUCAUAGUAUUCCCCCGAUGACUGCAGCGACGCAUAAUUCUAAUCACUUUGCUGGCAUUAUCUCGCCAGUACCAACCCAAGCAUUCAAUGGUUACAGUGCGCCACUCUACGCUGCGACUGAUCCGACGCCUUUCUCUAACGGUACGGGCUACAGUUCCAAUUACUACAGUGCUCCAGUGGCCAGUGCAAUUCCACCUACGAUCAUCAACGCAUCACAACAGGUCUAUCACCCGGACAAUAUAAGAUACCCCAUUCCAACCAACUCAGCCCACGACGCGUCUGCCGGAGGCAGCGAUAGCAUUGAUACCACGAUUCAACCAACGUCUGGGAUGACGGUCAGUAGUAACGGCAGCAACUUGUGAUUGCAAGGUCCCCCCAGCCUGGCAACACUGCCACAAAGAUCUGCGCAGCAAAACAGCCUGUAGUAUGGUGCCACUGUGUCUAGAUCCUUCUCCGCGGAUCGGGAUAGGGUUUCGGUAGUCAAUGUCACUCCACCAACGCAAUAAGAGCAGAUAGAGAAUAAAGCGACAUACAUGAUAAUUUGACUGCGCGUGAGAGAUACGAAAAAGCAGCAAUAAGGCUUACGUAUUUGCGCGGCACAGUUUACUAUGAUCCUCUGAUAGUGAAAACAGAGGAAACGCGCGAGGUGAAAGGUUA
Gamsiella multidivaricata is the source of this 1685-nucleotide messenger RNA. RefSeq lists its product as uncharacterized. The coding region runs from base 110 to 1390 and encodes 426 amino acids. The transcript has a single exon. The record is from RefSeq and is a predicted model, not a curated record. Gene Ontology annotation, molecular function: protein binding. Lineage: Eukaryota; Fungi; Mortierellomycota; Mortierellomycetes; Mortierellales; Mortierellaceae.